Fraxinus pennsylvanica is the source of this 462-nucleotide messenger RNA. Lineage: Eukaryota; Viridiplantae; Streptophyta; Magnoliopsida; Lamiales; Oleaceae. The record is from the annotation of a GenBank genome assembly.
AUGCAUAAUGUUUUACCGUCCUGCAGGAGAAAGGAUUCUAUAGUGGGUGAUUUUGGAUUGUCAAAAAUCAAAAGAAAUACAUUGGUUACUGGUGGUGUCAGGGGAACCCUUCCAUGGAUGGCUCCGGAGUUACUAAAUGGUGGCAGUAAUAAGGUUGAUGUCUUCUCCUUUGGGAUUGUACUUUGGGAAAUUCUUACUGGGGAAGAACCUUAUGCCAAUAUGCAUUAUGGAGCAAUAAUAGGUUUGUUCCCUCUUGGCUUGUGGUAUAGUACUAACACAUUGAGGCCACCCAUGCCAAGCUUCUGUGAUCCCGAAUGGAGAUUACUUAUGGAGCAAUGUUGGGCUCCAGAUCCAAUGCUCCGUCCGUCCAUCCCUGAAAUUGCUAGCUGCUUGCGUACAAUGUCUGCUGCGAGCAUAACUAGACCACAGGGCUUUGCAACACAGACUCAGCUAUCCAAAUGA